This is a messenger RNA of Pleuronectes platessa (European plaice), 1762 nucleotides long. It is a transcript of the gene chia.1, whose product is annotated as chitinase, acidic.1. The record is from RefSeq and is a predicted model, not a curated record. The transcript is spliced from 12 exons. Gene Ontology annotation, biological process: carbohydrate metabolic process; chitin catabolic process. Gene Ontology annotation, cellular component: extracellular region. Bases 200 to 1561 code for a protein of 453 amino acids. Gene Ontology annotation, molecular function: chitinase activity; chitin binding. Lineage: Eukaryota; Metazoa; Chordata; Actinopteri; Pleuronectiformes; Pleuronectidae.
GCGCACCAGCCAGACUCCCACCAUGCUGAGCUCUUAUCUGCUGCACUUUGUCACCAGCUAUUAGUCAUUAAUUUGAAAAAUAUAAAUCCGACCCAACUCCACCAAGCACUGCUCCUGCUUCCAUUCCUCCAGAAAAAAGGAUCUUAUUCUAUUAGGGUUAUCACUGCCGCAGCAAAUUGUUGGACUGCCAAGAAGAACAAUGUUGAGACUCCUCACAGCAGUUGGUGUUCUGCUCGCUCUGCACACUGCGUCAUCCAAUAGGCUGGUGUGCCAUAUGACCAAUUGGGCCCAGUACAGGCCCAGCAUUGCCAAAUUUACUCCAGACAACAUUGACCCCUUCCUGUGCACCCAUGUCAUUUAUACAAUGGCCACCAUCAACAGCUUCAACCAGAUCAGCCCUGUCGAGUGGAAUGAUGAGCAGCAGUACAAUCGACUCAACAGCCUUAAGAAUGUCAAUCCAGCACUGAAAACUCUGCUGUCAGUUGGAGGCACAGUCAAUGGAAUGAGCCCAUUCAUUGCCAUGGUCACCAAGUCUGAAAGUCGUGCAGCCUUUAUCAAAUCUGCCAUCAGCUUCCUGCACACCCAUAACUUUGAUGGGCUAAACCUUGCUUGGGAAUAUCCAGGACACAAUGGCAGCUCAGAGGAAGAUAAGGAGAGGUUCACUCUGCUGGUCAUGGAGCUGUCCAAGGCAUUUGAGGCUGAUGCCAAAGAAAACAGGAAGACAAAGCUGCUGCUGUCAGCCAAUGUUGCUGCAUUACGUCCCACCAUUGACAAAGCCUAUGAAGUCAGCAAGAUUUCUCUGUACUUUGACUUCAUCAAUGUCAUGAGCUAUGAUUACCAUGGAGACUGGGAGGCAGCUACUGGACACAACAGCCCAUUGUACAGGAGCUCUGUGGACUCUGGCUCACACAUUCAUUAUAAUAUUAAUACGUCUGUUUCCCACUGGUUGGCUCAGGGAGCACCAGCUGAGAAGCUUCUGUUGGGCUUCCCCACCUACGGGCGAACUUACCGCCUUAGGAGUAUUGCUUCUGGACUUGGGGCACUAGCAAAUGGCCCUGCAGAUGCUGGGCCCUACACUCGCACUGCUGGCUUCUGGGCCUUCUAUGAGAUCUGUGACUUCAUCUCUAGUGCUACUGUGUCAUGGAUCUCUGAACAAGAGGUUCCAUAUGCCACCUUUGGCAGUUCCUGGGUGGGCUAUGAUGACAAGCAAAGCUAUUCUUCUAAGGUCCAGUGGAUGACUGCUAACAACCUUGGAGGUGCUCAUGUUUGGAGUAUGGACAUGGACGACUUUGAUGGAUCGUUUUGUUCAGCUGGGGCAUAUCCUCUCAUCAACCAUCUCAGAAUGUCAAUGGGCUUUCCCCCAAAACCCACCACCACCCCAUCCCCCACCACUACCAGGGAUGCCGUGGCCGACUUUUGUCGUGGCCGCCCUGAUGGGCUUUAUGAGAACUCUGCUGAUAAGACCACCUACUUCCAGUGCUUCCUGGGAAACACCUACCUGCACCGCUGCCAGCCCGGACUCAUCUACUGGGACUCUUGCAAGUGCUGCAACUGGCCCUGAGCCAAAGAAACGUGAACAGCAAUAUCUAUACUAAGUCCAUGAUUAAGUUAUUUUUCAAUAAAAUUGUUGAAAAAUGGAUUCACCUCAUGGUGCAACAGGAAUAUAAUAUAACCCAUUAAGCAAAGUCCUGUCUCAUUGUAAUAUUUGUCUUUUGGGUUGCCUGACCUAAACAAAAUAAACAGAGCCUUGUGUCAUAACCUA